AUGCCUGUCUAUCCCGGUGACCGAGUCUAUCGACGGGUCGGCUCUGGGACUACAGACAACCCAAUGAUUAUGUGGCUCGUUCCUCCACCUCGCAGCGAGAGCCGUACCCAGGGGAAUGAAACCGUCGCUCGUGACCUUGGUCGUCUCGGCUUUACCCAUAUUUGGAUUCGAUCAGUAGUCACCCGUCGCGGCCACCGCUACCGCCAGACGGUCCGCACCGACAGCCACAUCACAGUUUUCUGUGGCAUGAGCGGAACUGCCGAUUUCCAGGGUGACGUCUACGUUUUUGUCUCGCAUAAUGGGCGGUGGCGCAUCAUGCAUGACAACGAACGCCGAAGCCGGAACGGGAGAGGCGUCGAGCUAUAUCAGUUUCCUUAG
Messenger RNA from Sporothrix brasiliensis 5110, 378 nucleotides. RefSeq lists its product as uncharacterized. The record is from RefSeq and is a predicted model, not a curated record. The coding region runs from base 1 to 378 and encodes 125 amino acids. The transcript is spliced from 3 exons. NCBI's taxonomy places the organism in Eukaryota, Fungi, Ascomycota, Sordariomycetes, Ophiostomatales, Ophiostomataceae.